CCCCUCGCGAGCCGCCCUCCUCACACUGACGCUCACCCUCUCGCUCUGAUCACCAUCUCGCCUGCUGGCCUACCGAGGUCGCACGCUCACUCGCCUGCCUCGACGUUCCUAGCUGGCUUAGGGAUUGCAGGCGGCCAGCUCUGUAUUAACUUCAGUUUAGAGUCCCAGACCUUGUCUGGAUUAUUAUAUCCACCCAUCUCUCGCCAUGCCGACGUCCCCGCAGAGUCCUCCCAAGAGGCCGAGAUUGUCUCUCCAGAUCAGGGCUUUCGCAAGCGGCCCGAGUGGCCGGACCUCGAGGUGUCUGGCUGCUGCCGCCGACGUCAAGUCGCCGACGGCGUUUAAUACCCUCUCUAAUGUCUACGCGACUGCCGUCGACCGGUCAACGCCGGUCCAAGAGAACCCGCCAACCGCAAUCUUGGGCAAGCGGCCGGUGCUGCGUCUCCAGACACAAGAUGUACUCGCAAAGAACUCGGGCAACCACACUCCCUAUUUGGGUCCUUACCUCGACACCCCCAUCACGGCACAGCCGAUUUCCCCAGCCGUAGCCCAGCACAUCUGCUUCCCGAGCGCAGCUAUGACAGCGACUCCUCCGCUGUCAGCGCAACCGCCGGAGCAGAGCGCUCAGGUGUUUACUUUUGACGGAUCGACACCAGCGACCGCCCUGCCGCCGGGGACAACAGCGCCGGUGCCGGCGGCACAGAACCCAAAGAGGCGGACAACCAUGCCAGGGACCGCGAAGCUGCCCUACACCCACCAACGCAGCCUGCGCAGCAUCCUCCGCAACUCGCCUCUCCCGCCACUGAGUACCAAAUCCCCCGAAUCCCCGAGGCGGCAGUCCCUUCGCCUCCAGGAGAAAGCAGCUCGCCGCGUAGCCUACAACAGCCCCUUGACGCAAGAAAUCACGACGAGCAAGUACACCAAAUCGCACAUUGAUCUCCUGGCCGAGGACGCCACGCCCAUCUCGCCUUCAACCUCGUCCUCGGACGACGGCGAUUGCCUUCUCGACCAAGCCAUGGCCGACGCUAGCAGCUGCGACAACACGCGCGACGGCGGACAGACCCCGGGUCCGUUUGAAGAGAUGCGCCGUCGCAUGGCGAACAUGCACGCUUCGACCCCCUUGACGCUGUCGCCUACGGGAGGCGGCAUCCGCAAGCGGGGCGGCAAGCGGCGGGAGAAGAAGCGGCGGUGGGUGUGGACAAUUGGGCAGGACGAGGAUGCUGAGGACGAGAGCACGACAUCUGCGCCGGCGGCACCGGCAACAGCAAAGAAGGACCCGGCUCCAUCAGUCCCCGUCCUCGCUGUCCCAGCGCCCAGACCGCGAACACGGAAUCAGCAGGCGCAGGCGCAGCUAGCCAAGGCCAUCGCCGCAGCGACGGGGAUGCAGACCCCGGCGCAGAUCACGAUCCCGCUCCUCGCUGCGCCCAUUCCUCCCGCCCGCGCCACCGCAAGCAUGACCAGCGAUUCGACUCAACCUCUUACGGAACAACCCCUUCUUCCACAACCCGAGGCUGUGCCGCAGCCAGCCCCACAACAACCCCCAUCCCUCCGCCAACACCACCAUCAACACCAAGAACAACGACAGACCCGCGAACUCACCCCGAUCCCCUCCUCGCUACUCCCAACCCGCCACUCCACCCCCGACUCCACCGCCAGCGGCGCCAACAGCGUCCGCUACCUCACCCCCGAACCCCCAACAGCUGUGCCCAUGUCCAUGUCCAUGUCCAUGCAUCUCGGCAUGGGCAUGGAAGCCAUGAAUAUGAAUGCCGAGCCGCCCACGCCCAGCGUUGAGUCGACCACCAGCGUACAGAGCAGGGACUCGUCCGGGUUCGGGGACGUGGAGAUGUCGGAUGCGAGUAGCUUCACUUCUGCCGAGGAUGAUCGGGAGAGGGAGACGGAUGGGGUUGGGAACGGCAAUGGCAAUGGCAAUGGCAAUGGCAAUGGCAUGUGGUAUGGGGGGAAGUUGGUGGGGUAUGGCGGUCGUGACGGGGACGAGGAUGUAGAGAUGGAUGAGGGCACGCCGACUAUGACGGCCCGGCCGGUGGCUGAUGGAUUUGGAGGGAGGGGGUGGGUGCCUUGGCGGGAUGGGGAUGUGUCUUUGUCUUGACUUUAGGAAGGUAUGGAUGGGGACUUGUUUGGACAUUGCGUGGAGUUCCGAGAGAUACAAGAGGAAGAAGGCAUGAUACCUGGGUGUUAGGGUACUUUUGUGUUCCUUGUCAUGAAACAGGACUGCGAUGGACGAAAUGAUACGAUAGAGAGGUGGGUUGGGUAUGAUCUUAAAGGUGAUAUGACACAACGGAAUUCAAAAAGACAGCAUAACGAGCCGAACACUUCCGCGACUUGCUGUGACUGUCAUAUAUGAGAGUACUGCAUAUAUAUCUUAGUACGACAACUGCUCGAAACUCUC
Messenger RNA from Parathielavia appendiculata, 2404 nucleotides. RefSeq lists its product as uncharacterized. NCBI's taxonomy places the organism in Eukaryota, Fungi, Ascomycota, Sordariomycetes, Sordariales, Chaetomiaceae. The transcript has a single exon. The record is from RefSeq and is a predicted model, not a curated record. Bases 206 to 2104 code for a protein of 632 amino acids.